AUGAAGAAGCCUGGGAGUCCUACUUCAUCCCAAGACAAUAUAUCCUAUAUGUCAGAUUUCAUGUAUUUUCAUGAAAGUGAUGCAGAAUUAACACCCAAAAACAGUGAGGAAGAGAAAGAAAGGGAGAAGAAGCACACCAGUUUUACUUUAUGCAAUGUAUGCAACAUUCAAUUGAAUUCUGCUGCUCAGGCACAAAUCCAUUAUCAUGGGAAAUCACACCAGAAAAGAUUAAAACAGCUGAGCAAUGGAAACCUAAAAAACAGUUUUGGAGGUACAUGCCAGAGCCCUGCUCUUCCAACCCUGGUACGAUCUUCAAUCCCCUCCUUGCCACCAUCAUUGGAUCUCAAACCCUUUCUUCCAUUCCCACUGGACACUGCUGCAGCUGUCAAUCUCUUCCCCAACUUUAAUGCUAUGGAUCCAAUUCAAAAAGCUGUAAUAAAUCAUACAUUUGGGGUUCCUCUUCCUCACAGAAGAAAGCAAAUCAUAUCUUGCAACAUAUGCCAAUUGAGAUUUAAUUCAGAUAGCCAGGCUGCGGCCCACUACAAAGGCACUAAACAUGCCAAGAAGCUCAAAGCACUGGAAGCCAUGAAACAUAAGCAGAAAUGUGUAACUACCAAGGACAGCGCAAAGACUAUCUUCACUUCCAUCACUACCAAUACCAUCAAUACCAACUCUGACAAAACAGAUAGUACAACUGAAGCACCAGCAAUAUCAACAUCUCCAGCUAUAGAAAUUCGGAAGAACAGUGUAAUUAUGACUGAAAUCACCUCAAAAAUUGAAAAAUUUCCCUCCACUGCCACCAGCAGUAGUGUGAGCUCCUUAGGAGAGACGGAAGAAGAAAAGGCCAAACGGUUGCUUUAUUGUUCACUAUGCAAGGUUGCUGUCAACUCUGCCUCCCAGCUAGAGGCACACAACAGUGGCACAAAGCACAAAACUAUGCUGGAAGCUCGUAAUGGGAGUGGAAACAUCAAAGCCUUUCCUAGGACAGGGGUCAAAGGAAAAGGACCUAUCAAUAAAGGAAACACAGGACUUCAGAACAAAACAUUUCACUGUGAAAUUUGUGAUGUGCACGUGAAUUCUGAGACACAACUUAAACAGCACAUAAGCAGUAGAAGGCACAAAGACAGAGCUGCUGGAAAACCUCCAAAACCCAAAUACAGCCCCUAUAACAAACUCCAAAAGGGAACACACCCACUUGGGGUCAAACUUGUAUUUUCAAAAGAAGCUGCAAAAUCAGUAGCUCCACGGAUACUCCCCAACCCACUGGCAGCUGCAGCAGCAGCUGCUGCUGUGGCUGUAAAUUCCCCUUUCAGUCUUCGAACAGCCCCACCAGCUACUCUUUUUCAGACUUCUGCACUUCCUCCAUCACUUCUUCGACCCGCCCCUGGACCUAUACGGACGACUCACACACCUGUCCUGUUUGCUCCAUAUUGAACUCCAUCAAUGAAUUAAGUGUACUGCAAUAAUUUUUCAGAACAAAAGCAAAACAAGGACAAUGACCUAUGCAGUGUUAAUUUUACUGUGUGUGCGCACACACACACACACACACACACACACACACACACCACUUUUGAUAGAGCUCUUAAUCAA
Thamnophis elegans (Western terrestrial garter snake) is the source of this 1590-nucleotide messenger RNA. RefSeq names its product zinc finger protein 385D (gene ZNF385D). The coding region runs from base 1 to 1434 and encodes 477 amino acids. The record is from RefSeq and is a predicted model, not a curated record. Gene Ontology annotation, cellular component: nucleus. Lineage: Eukaryota; Metazoa; Chordata; Lepidosauria; Squamata; Natricidae. The transcript has 8 exons. Gene Ontology annotation, molecular function: nucleic acid binding; zinc ion binding.